AACAAUGCAGUAUAAUAAUUAGAAGAGGUUAGGAACCAUUUAUUUAUGGAACCAACCUCAAAAAUUUUAAAAAAUGAGACCAGUUUCAUCCACCAAAAAUGCUUUCCUUAAAGUAACGCACGUUAUUUUUGACUUAGAUGGCCUUAUAUUAGAUACUGAAACGAUAUACACACAGGCUACGAAUAAUGUCGUUCAAGUUUAUGGCAAAACGUUCGAUUGGGAAGUGAAAAGCCAAGUUAUGGGGCUAACGGGAGAAGAAGCCGCUCGAAAGCUUGUUAAGUUACUCGAUCUACCAAUCACAUGGAAAGAGUAUUAUUUACUGGCACAGCAACAAUAUCAAUUGUUAAUGCCGAACGCAAAGUUUAUGCCAGGUGCAGAAAAUUUAAUUAAACACCUUUCCCAAAAUAAAGUACCCAUAGCAGUAGCGACGUCGUCUUCUAAGGACAGUGCCAAUUUGAAAACUGCCAAGUAUAAAGAUACAUUUAACCUGUUUAGUCAUAUUGUAACUGGUGGCUCCGAUCCUGAAGUUAAGCAUGGCAAACCCAGUCCCGACAUCUUUCUAGUUUGCGCCUCGAGAUUUGCGGAUUCACCCGAUCCUCAAAAGUGCCUAGUCUUUGAAGAUGCACCUAAUGGUGUAUUGGCAGCAACCGAAGCAGGAAUGCAAUGUGUCAUGGUACCUGAUGAACACAUAACCACUGAGCAAACACGACAAGCUACGCAAGUGUUAAAGUCUCUAACUGAUGUGAAAUUAGAAUUAUUCGGUUUACCACCGUUAAAAUAAAUAGCUAAUUGUAGUAGAUAAUUAUCCACUUAGUUACCAAAAUGUAAUGACUACAAAGAAGUAAAUAGCAAAUUUUAUUUUAA
Molecule: messenger RNA, 864 nt
Organism: Photinus pyralis (common eastern firefly)
Lineage: Eukaryota; Metazoa; Arthropoda; Insecta; Coleoptera; Lampyridae
Product: probable pseudouridine-5'-phosphatase
Exons: 3
Coding region: 74-781 (235 amino acids)
Molecular function (GO): phosphatase activity
Source: RefSeq, a predicted model, not a curated record